AUGACUUCUCCAUUCGAAUCAGCUGUUCGAAGGCUCGUUUCCGGCGGCGAUAUCACCCAAUUAUCUCUCGAAAUAUACUCCCUUCUUUCCACAACAGAACGACUCUGGCUUCUCGACGGCGACCUAGACUUUACCCAAGGCGUGAAGGCAGUUAUACGGUCAGGUUACAACUCUGUGCCUUACUCCAGCGGCGCCAUCAAGCGCAUCGGCCUUCCCGGAAUUCAAUUCUCAGACGGACCACGCGGAUGUGUGAUGGGCAACUCAACCGCAUUUCCAGUGCCCAUGUCGCGCGCCGCGACAUUCGACGUAGAGCUAGAGGAGCGGAUUGGGACGGCGAUAGGAAAGGAAGUGCGAGCUCAAGGAGGAAAUCUGUUUGGUGGUGUUUGUGUUAACUUGGUGAGACAUCCUGCGUGGGGAAGGGCGCAGGAAUCUUAUGGAGAGGAUCCUUUGAUCCUAGGGGAAUUAGGAGCCGCUCUCGCUCGUGGCGCACAGCAGAAUGUCAUGGCUUGCGUCAAGCAUUUCGCGCUGAACUCGAUGGAGAAUUCGCGCUUCAGAGUGGACGUCCAAGUUGACGAACACGAUCUCCAUGAAGUGUAUCUUCCACACUUCAAAAAGAUCAUCCAAAGCGGCUGUUUUGCAGUCAUGAGCGCUUAUAAUUCCGUACAAGGAGAAUAUUGCGGCGACAAUCGCGUUCUUCUGACGGAGAUACUGCGUGAUGAGUGGAAGUUUGAGGGAUUAGUCAUGUCUGAUUUCAUUUGGGGACUGCGAAAACCGGUUGCGUCGACGAAGAAUGGAUUGGAUGUUGAGAUGACAUUCCGACAACAGCGAGCACGAGCUCUACCUGCUGCGUUGGAGUCUGGAGAACUAAGUGAGAAUGAGUUGAGAGCGCCUUGUCUGCGUCUCAUCGCGACUCAACUACGACACUACGCGCAACUCAGUCAAAAGAAGCCUUCUACGGAUUGCCUCGCGUGCACAGAACACACAGAACUGGCUCGAAAAGCAGCAGCUCAAGGGAUGGUUCUCCUCAAAAACACUUCGUCCACCGGAGCUCCUCCGCUACCAUUGUCUCCCACAACAAAACGCGUGGCCUUGGUCGGUAAGCUAGCCUCUCAGCCAAAUCUCGGCGACAAGGGAUCUUCCAACGUACAUCCUCCCUACGUGCGAACGAUCUUGCAAGGGUUUCAAGCAAAUAUGGAUUUCGACACUGAUUACACCACCGGUUCGGAUUCUGCAGCAUCCAUCAAAAGUGCAAGCGAAGCUGAUGUCGCCGUCGUGGUCGUCGGCAUGGACGCGCACGAUGAAGGAGAAUAUAUCAUCACCGACGACUUCACCACCAUGACACUUUUCCCCGCUGUCUCACUUUUCCUGACCGUCUCACGCGGCGGCGACCGCGCGAGUCUCGGGCUCAGGAACUCGGAUUCAGACCUGAUCAGACGCAUCGUCAAAGCAAACGCCAACACCAUCCUUAUUCUCGUCGGCGGAAGCGCAAUCAUGCUGGACGCAGACAUCCGGGAAACGGUCCCGAGCAUUCUGAUGGCGUGGUAUCCGGGCAUGGAAGGUGGGGAUGCGUUGCAGGAUGUUUUGACCGGCCGAAGCGAGCCCAGAGGGAGAAUGCCGCUCGUGACUGUCGCGUCCGAAGAGGAUGUUCCGUUUUGGAAGAGAGUGACGGAUAGAAUCACGUAUGGCCGGUUCUGGGGCUAUCGUUUGUUGAACAAGGAUGAGAAAAAAGCUGCGUUUCCUUUUGGAUUCGGUCUCGGGUAUGGGACGAUUGAUGUGAGGACCUUGCAGAUACCCUUCCAAAGCGGCACGGAAAUUGUCUGUACGGUAGAGUGUAGGAACAAUGGUACGGUCACUACUAGUACGGUGGUGCAGAUCUACGCUGGGAAGGUCCGGUUGGAGGAAUUCGACUUCAAACGAGUCCUUGUGGGCUUUCAAACGGUUACUUUACAGCCAGGAGAGCAUGUCUCGUUGCAUGUGAACUGUAGUCUGGAAUUGCUUGGCCGGAGAGAGCUGGCUACGAAGAAGUGGAGUAUUGCGAGGGGCGACAUCAGGAUCGAGGCUGCGCAGUAUGAGGGGGAUCCGCGUGCUCUGGAAGAAGUUGUUGGUUUUGAGGGGGGUUCUUGGUAG
Glarea lozoyensis ATCC 20868 is the source of this 2127-nucleotide messenger RNA. Its product is annotated as (Trans)glycosidase. Gene Ontology annotation, biological process: glucan catabolic process. The transcript has 3 exons. Bases 1 to 2127 code for a protein of 708 amino acids. NCBI's taxonomy places the organism in Eukaryota, Fungi, Ascomycota, Leotiomycetes, Helotiales, Helotiaceae. The record is from RefSeq and is a predicted model, not a curated record. Gene Ontology annotation, molecular function: beta-glucosidase activity.